Trichosporon asahii var. asahii CBS 2479 is the source of this 1554-nucleotide messenger RNA. RefSeq lists its product as uncharacterized. Gene Ontology annotation, biological process: small GTPase-mediated signal transduction; vesicle-mediated transport; protein geranylgeranylation. The transcript has 3 exons. Lineage: Eukaryota; Fungi; Basidiomycota; Tremellomycetes; Trichosporonales; Trichosporonaceae. Gene Ontology annotation, cellular component: nucleus; Rab-protein geranylgeranyltransferase complex; cytoplasm. Gene Ontology annotation, molecular function: GDP-dissociation inhibitor activity. The record is from RefSeq and is a predicted model, not a curated record. The coding region runs from base 1 to 1554 and encodes 517 amino acids.
AUGCUCGACUCGGACAGAUACGACGUGAUCGUUCUCGGCACAGGGCUCGCAGAAAGUAUAGCCGCUGCUGCCCUCGCCAAGGCUGGCAAGAGCGUCCUCCACCUUGACCCGAACGAGUACUAUGGAGGCGAACAGGCCAGCUUGACGCUCGACGAGCUCGUGGCCUGGGCUGAAGCUCGGGGCGCUGAGUCGUCGGAGCCGUCUUCCUCUGAGUCGUCUUCCUCGUGGACUGCAACGCCUUACGGCUCAUCUCAGCGGGCUAUCUACACUCACUGCUCCACGACUGGUCUCGGCUCCCUCGCCCAGGACAGGCGGCGAUAUGCGCUCUCGCUGUUCCCGGCGCUCAUGGUGUCGCGGGGAACGCUUGUAUCCACGCUCAUCUCGUCCGAUGUAGCCAAGUACGUCGGCUUCCGGCUGCUCGACGGUGUGAGCAUGUGGGACGCUUCGUCUGACUCUCCCCGCCGAGUCCCAGGGAGCAAGGAGGAUGUGUUCCGAGACAAGUGGAUCUCGCUCCCGGAGAAGCGCAAGCUGAUGAACGCGCUGCUCUUCGCAGGAGGCGAGUUCGAGGAGGACGAGGUUUUCAAAGGUGAGCUGUCGUCAUGGUCACAUGAGCUCAUUCCAGGCGCCGGGGGGAAGGACAUGCUGGCCUUUCUGAAGGAGACCUUUGCACUCCCGGACCACCUGGCGCAGGCGGUCGCGUACGCCGUCUCCUUCGCCACGCCCGAGGAGCAGAGUGUACCCGCCCUCGUGCGCGCGAGGAGGUACCUCCGAAGCAUCGGCCGGUACGGACCGAGUGCCUUCCUCGUUGGCCAGUACGGUGGUGCCGGCGAGGUCGCACAAGGGUACUGCCGUGCUUGCGCAGUGUUCGGCGGAACGUACGUGCUCGGACCCGAGGCUAUGCCCGAGAUCGAAGCGGCCGGCGCCGACAGCGCAGCUGGUGACGACGCCAAGGACCAGGGCGGCGUCCAAGUCAAGGUCCCCGCUCAUCCCACGCCGCUGCGUGCAACGCACCUCGUCACAUCGCCGUUUUUCCUCGCCAAGGUGACCAAGGCUUCCGGAUCCGAGAAGAACGUCACAGCCCAUGCUGUUGCUGUCGUGACCUCGCAGCCGGGAUGUCUGAAGCGGCCGGCCAAGGAGGACGAAGAGGCAGAGGACGACGACACGGGUGUGGUCAUCUUCCCGCCCACGGACAACUCGCCGCUCGUCCGAGCGCUCAUCAUGGGCGAGGGCACUGGCUCCUGCCCUGCGGGCCAGUGGGUCGUCUACCUCUUCUCGGAACUUGAAGGCGAGAAAGACCCGAAGGAGCUGCUCCGGCCGUACCUCGAGAAGAUCGGGGGCGAGGUUGCGUUCGAGGCGUACUACCUCGCUCACCGCGCGAAGGAUACGCAGGAGGCGCCCGAGGGCGUGGUGCUCGUGCAGCCAUACAGUGGCCGGCACAUGCUGACAGAGGGUCUGGACUGGGAGGCUGAGCAGGGCGAGAAGGCCUUCCGCGCCGUGCUGCCCGAGGGCGAGUUCUUCCCCAAGCCCGAGGGCGAGGAGGACGAGGAUGAGUAA